Molecule: messenger RNA, 366 nt
Organism: Striga asiatica
Lineage: Eukaryota; Viridiplantae; Streptophyta; Magnoliopsida; Lamiales; Orobanchaceae
Source: the annotation of a GenBank genome assembly
AUGCAGCACAACUUCAAGUCUGGCACGGCAUAUUUCCAUUGUCUCAUAGAGCCUCUUAUUUUUGUGCGGCUCACGCCACUAUUCACAUUCCCUAUGUUUUCCUCCAAGACCUCGGGUAGAAAUUGGUCGUCCAUCUGCAUCAGGCCACAUACCAGAAUCUCUCUCUCCUCAUCAGUCAACGAAGCAUCCCGAGCAUUAAAACGGCCACCUGGCGCUUCCGCCGAAAACUGCAAACCUGUCCGAACUCGUGUGCCUGCCACCUCAUCAUUUGAGGACGAGCCUAAAGGCGAUCUCGAAGACAUCAUAAUCUCAUGUGGCAAAAAGGGAAUCCGGGAAUUGUCUCCACCUACCAAAUUUGUAGGAUGA